ACCAGCUGUCCUGCCAGCUCCACAGGAACAAGCAGCUUCAAGAUACUUUGCUUCAGAAGGAAGAGGAACUUGCUAGGUUACAUGAAGAAAAUAAUAACCUCCGCCAAUACCUGAAUUCUGCCCUGAUUAAAUGCCUAGAAGAAAAAGCCAAGAAACUGCUGUCCUGCCAUGGCCAGAAAAACUGUACUGUUCUCAAAAACACCAAAAGGAGAUUAAAAGACGACCACUGCUUUGCUCCUCAGGAAACUCCACAUGCCUCCAAAGCUAGAAGGAAUCUCUUUAAUGAGUUCACUGCCUGUGAAGAACAAGCCAGUCCUACCGUGGACAGCUGGGUUUUGCAGACUUUAGGAUUAAAAGACAUCAACACUAUCGAUGAAUCCUUAUCAGCUAACUACAGUGCCUUGUCCUCAGACCUUGGAAAAGACAUGUACUGCCUGGGCCCCAGUGAAGCAAGAGACUACGACCACAGUGAGGCUGCAGCAGCAGUUUACAGCUGUGGCCAGAUGCCUCCAGCUAACAGCAGUGCCCAUUCAUGUGGUGAGGGCUCUCCCUUCAUUCCUCAGCUCUCCUCAGCACCAUGCGUCUCCUCACCGACGCGAGGCCUUUCCUCCUUCCCAGCCUAUGGGUUGCCUUAUCUGACUAGUGACUUGUCACCUAAUAAAACAGAGGUGGCCUUCACAACCUCUUUGAGCCCUCACCGCAACGUGAGGACACACAGCUUCCACCAAGGACAAGCCUUCGUGUGCAGAGAUGAUGAUGGAGGAUGGAGAUUCACCUGGGUGCCCAAGCAGCAUGAAUAAAGCACCUGCCUCAAGGGCCACCUGUAGGGAAUACGGAAGACAGACAGUUCAUCUUGUGCUUGAGACCUGUUCAGGCAACAGAAAAGAUU
Molecule: messenger RNA, 889 nt
Organism: Tinamus guttatus (white-throated tinamou)
Lineage: Eukaryota; Metazoa; Chordata; Aves; Tinamiformes; Tinamidae
Source: RefSeq, a predicted model, not a curated record